This is a messenger RNA of Saccostrea cuccullata (small rock oyster), 2738 nucleotides long. RefSeq lists its product as uncharacterized. The transcript is spliced from 7 exons. NCBI's taxonomy places the organism in Eukaryota, Metazoa, Mollusca, Bivalvia, Ostreida, Ostreidae. The record is from RefSeq and is a predicted model, not a curated record. Bases 26 to 2035 code for a protein of 669 amino acids.
CGAUCUGCAAGGAAGUAAAGGAACCAUGAGAAGCUUCUUAUCUCUUGUUGCACUAAUAAUAUACUGGUACCGACCUGUCCAAUGUCAACCACGUCCUGAAUGUGCUCCUGAUUAUCCUAAUCGACCCCCUGACUGCCCUGUGUGUCCACCAGAGGGAUGCAGGUCCUCUACGAUGGAUAUAGCUACACGUACUCUUACAGAGGAUGUUACAUCUACCUCAACAGAAAAAACACAAUUCAGUGGAUUGACAUCAGAGGAGAUUUCAAAAUUUUCGGCGAGUUCGGAGUACGGAGCAUCGGUCAGAGUUCACACUGAUGACCCAAAAGUAUUUUUCAUUUCGGCGAGUGGCCUUCCUGAUCAUGAAACACAGAGAGUCAAUCCAAACACUCCCACAGCUCAGAACUACAACAUUUCAAUUCUGAAAAAUCCCGAGAUUGUAGAUGUGCCCGGAUGUGUCGGGCUGGGAAUGAUUGGGAUUACACGAACUGGUGUCGCCAUCUACAAUCCAUUGGCAGGGGAGUUAACAAAUGCUGUGGAGGGAACGAAUCCCGAAACGUUCGAUCAGUGUGAUGGACACGCGAGUCCUAAUGGUGCUUAUCAUUACCAUAAAAUACCCGACAGUUGUCUGUAUAGAGGGGAAAUCGACGAAUUCAUUGGAGUGGCGCUUGAUGGCUUUCCUAUCUAUGGACCGAGGGUUGGACAGUCAAAGAACAUCUCCGAAGCUGAACUGGACAAGUGCCAUGGGAAAUUUGUCAACGGGAGCUAUAGAUAUUAUGUAACCGAGAAGUUUCCAUAUUAUUUGGGUUGUUUCAAAGGACGUGUUGUUAAUCCAAGGACAAUAACUUCUAACAAUUGUACCUCGAACACAUCACACUGGAACAUGGAAGAUUAUGGAUACGAUUACUAUCUAUGCCACUGUGUGAACUCAGGCCCCGGUGGAGGAGGCGGAGGACCUCGCCCGGAAUGUGCCCCAGAAAACCCUGACAGACCCCCAAACUGCCCGCAGUGUCCUCCCGAGGGAUGCAGGUCAACAACAAUGGACACUGCUACCCAUCCGCCAAUGGAGAAUGUCACCACUUCUAACUCAAACGGAACUACACCAUUGCAUGGACUGACAAGAGAAGAAAUCUCAAAAUUCACAGCAAGUUCAAAGUAUGGGGCAUCCGUAAGAGUUCACACCGAUGACUCGAAAGUAUUUUUCAUUUCGGCGAGUGGUCUUCCUGAUCAUGCAACACAGAGAGUCAAUCCAAACACUCCCACAGCUCAGAACUACAACAUUUCAAUUCUGAAAAAUCCCGAGAUUGUAGAUGUGCCCGGAUGUGUCGGGCUGGGAAUGAUUGGGAUUACACGAACUGGUGUCGCCAUCUACAAUCCAUUGGCAGGGGAGUUAACAAAUGCUGUGGAGGGAACGAAUCCCGAAACGUUCGAUCAAUGUGAUGGACACGCAAGUCCUAAUGGUGCUUAUCAUUACCAUAAAAUACCCGACAGUUGUCUGUACAGAGGGGAAAUCGACGAAUUCAUUGGAGUGGCGCUUGAUGGCUUUCCUAUCUAUGGACCGAGGGUUGGACAGUCAAAGAACAUUUCCGAAGCUGAACUGGACAAAUGUCAUGGGAAAUUUGUCAAUGGGAGCUAUAGAUAUUACGUAACUGAGAAGUUUCCAUAUUAUUUGGGUUGUUUCAAAGGACGUGUUGUUAAUCAGGGAACUAUUACUUCUUACAAUUGUACCACAAAUACAUCACACUGGAACAUGGAAAACUAUGGAUACGACUACUAUCUUUGUCACUGUGUUAACUCAGGCCCCGGUGGCGGAGGCGGAGGACAUCGCCCUGAAUGUGCCCCAGAAAACUCUGACAGACCCCCAGACUGCCCGCAAUGUCCCCCUGGUGGAUGCAGAGCCACAACUCCACCAGCUUCAAUGUCCACCACAAACAGCGUAGGACGUCCCAAUGUUGUUGACGGACACAGUGCAGCUGGUCAAACAGUGGCCGAAAUUUUACCCCUAUUAUCAAUGAUUUCUAUAUUUUUAAUUCUUUAAUAAUCAUAUUUUUGAUGUGUUAGAGCAGACAUUUAUUUGAAAAAUCGAUAUUCGUUGUUAUUAUGUACAUGCAUUCUUCGAUGCUAUCUUGUAAAUCUUUAUACAGGUCUGGACGAUUUCCAAAUAUGGAAGUCAAGAACGAUAACCGUGAACUGCUAUAAAUACACAGAAUAAACAAGGUGCUAAUCCUCCUGACCAAUCAGAUAACGACAUUUAGACAAACUCAUCAGAAAAUAAAUAAGACAAUUGGUUUUAAAGUUUUCUGCCCAAAAGAUUUUUUAUAACAAUUUUUUUGUAAACUUUAUGCAUAUUUAGGAAUGAAACAGCACAAAUGAUAAUUCCACCGCGAACAAACACGACUUGAAAGGUUAGAAUAAAUUCUAAGUGGGAUUAAAAAUCGGACAAUACGAGAUAGCUAUUCCAAAAGUCUAACUUGUAUGUAGAAAUUUGAUAUAAAUACGGCAGAUUUUCAAUUUUUAGAGCUGGUAUGAAAAUGUUUUCGGAUGAGAAUAUUUUUAACAUGAUAAUUAUUUUCUGAGUGUUUAUUACAAAAUCGUCCAGUUUCUGGUUUGCGUGGUAAGUUAUGGUGAAAAAGCAUUCGUCUAAAUUCACUUUUCUCGACGUUUUACACGUUUCCUUACGAUGUCCUUUUAAAGUGUUUAUAACAUUGUAUUUAACGCUCAUGAAACCCGCGAUAUUUUUU